Molecule: messenger RNA, 6270 nt
Organism: Hemiscyllium ocellatum (epaulette shark)
Lineage: Eukaryota; Metazoa; Chordata; Chondrichthyes; Orectolobiformes; Hemiscylliidae
Product: complement C1q tumor necrosis factor-related protein 1-like
Exons: 4
Coding region: 267-1184 (305 amino acids)
Molecular function (GO): protein binding
Source: RefSeq, a predicted model, not a curated record
GUUGAAAAAUUGCACAAGUCUCAGUUUCAGCCUCUGUAAUCUGGAAUCUGGCUCAGAAUCCAGGUCUUGGAGCCAGCAAGGAGUCUGGGGACAAAAGGCUGAGAUGUAACUUCAAAACAUUCAGAGGAAGCUUUCGUAUCGGAGGAAGAAGAAAAGUUUUUUUCACCCAGAGGUUUGAUACUGAGUGACAAAAAUGCGGUGCUUUUCAAUACAGACUUGUUGAGAAAAGAGACCAUUAUCUUGGGAGAAUCUACAGGGAGGUGGUAAUGCAGUCAAACAUGAAUAUCCAUUUGGCUGUCUUGCUGACAAUUGAAGUCUCACUGUUCCUGAGUUGUGUUGGUGGAUUCUUAAGUAGAAACCCAUUAGUACCAGAAACUGAACUGCCCAGUAAUGAGCAAAAGGGACAAGAACGUUAUGACGACUUUGGCACUGAAUCAGAUACAUAUGAACCCAAGGAAGAUUUUCUUCAUGCAGAAUCAAACCAGCCUGAAAUCAAGGCUGUGGUAAGUGAAACUGCCCAGUGUGUCCAAUGUUGUGAUCGCCCACCUCGUCGCAGGCAGCGUUACCAUUAUUACAAUGAAGAUCCACCAGAAUUUCAAGCUAUCCCUCAAAUCAACCUGACCAUUCUCAAAGGUGAGAAGGGUGACAAAGGGCCACGAGGAUCAUACGGCAAAGAUGGAAAAGUGGGACACCCUGGACUACGUGGUCCGGCAGGUGCAAAAGGUUCAAAGGGAAAUCCGGGACGGUUCGGAGAGCCAUGUAAAAUGUACUAUGCAGCUUUCUCUGUUGGCCGAAAGAAAGAACUUCACAGUAACAAUUACUUCCAAACAUUGGUGUUUGAUACUGUGUAUGUCAAUCUAUAUGAUCAAUUUAAUAUGUUCACAAAUAAAUUUUACUGCUCCAUUCCAGGUAUUUACCACUUUAGUUUAAAUGUACACACCUGGAAUCAGAAGGAAACCUAUAUGCACAUCAUGAAGAAUGAGGAAGAGGUUGUCAUUCUCUAUGCUCAGCCCAGUGAUCGCAGCAUCAUGCAAAGUCAGAGCAUUAUGAUGGAUCUAAAACACGAUGAUGAAGUCUGGAUUCGUUUGUUCAAGGGAGAACGGGAGAAUGCCAUCUUCAGUGAUGGCUUUGAUACGUACAUCACCUUUAAUGGCUAUCUGAUUAAACCAAAUAGUGAGAAUUGAGUGAAUAAUUAAAUCAAUAACACUUCAAUGAAUAGAGGACUGUCAUUAGAAAGCAAUACGGAAGCUUACAAAAGGGAAACUCCAGCUUUCUGUUAUAAAAGUUGUUUUAUGUCUCUUAUCUCGAUUUAUACCAGCUAAAAUCAGUUUUGUUACUUUUAUAUUCUUUUUAUUCAGCCUUUCCAAAACACAGAAAUCUGUACUUGUUUUUGUAGCUUGCUUUCAUUCCAUGAUGCUAUAAUAGGCACUGUCAGUCUUAUCAAUUCAUGCAGUUUUGUUCAUUCAGAGAAAACGGUGAAGAUUCAGAUCUCUCCUGUAAUGCAGAAAGCAAGAAUGCUGAUUUCUGUGGCUGAUAUUAAAGUCUCUAAACAUGGAGAAUGUCACAACCAAACAGCCUACUUUUCUAACCUGUAUAUGUAUGUCCAAUUUAUACUCUGUUAUCAAACUAUCAGAUAACAAGGUGUUAGUGAGUCAUUUUCCCUCAUUAUCUGAGUUCAUAUAAAUAAGAAUGUUAAAAUUAUAUAUUAUGGGAUGAAAUCACUGCAACAAAAUCAAAGCUUCCACUCUGUGCCUAUCUUGAGGGGCCAAUUUUAGUGUAACCGGUAGGACAAGAUUUAAUCAUCAUUUUUCAAUUGUCAAAGUAAAUAUGGAGUGAUAUUUAAAGGAGUUUAAAACCAGCAAUCCACCUGUGCAGCAAGUUAUUUUAAAAUUAACUACAGUAAUAAUGUUUAAGAUUCCUUGAGUAAGUAAACAACGAUCUUUUUAUUUGUCAGUCUUUCUCUUAGCUCUAGUUUUGUUCUGGGGCCAGUUAGCUCAGUUGGGUGAAUAGUUGCUUUGCAACGCAAAGCGAUACCAACAGUAUUAGUUCACUGGCUGAAGUUACUAUGAAGGAUUCUCCUUCUUAACCUCUCCUCUCACCUGAGGCAUGGUGACUCUCAGGUUAGGCCACCAUCUGUCAUCUUUCUUUCAUGACAAAACAGCCCUUAGGUCCAGUUGGACUGUAAGGACCAUUUAAUUCCAUUGAUUUUUUUAUUUGUAAAGACUGUGGCCCAUGAAAUGCAGCAAAUUGUGCUAAGUUCUGCAACAGCAAAACCCUCAGUCACUUAAUCUUUGAUUUUCCAUUUGGUUUCCGAUGAAAAACAGACCUAAGCUGGUCAAAGCUGGCGAGCAUGCAAAGUGAGAAACCAUUGCCAGACCCUUGCAUGUUUAUUGUUCAUGGGAGUAAGGAAGUUUUAACUUCUGGGCCAAUCUGUAUGCUUGCUGUCAGUUACCCCCGUCAGCUUGGUGAGAAGUAGUGUGAACCCUGCUUUGCUAUGAACACCCUAUUUUGCAGCAUUCGAACUAGUAGUCAUGUCAUAUAUUCAUUGGAUCAUUCACAUAGGGCUCCUGUGUUACUUCAAUCCAAACAGAGCUAUUGUCAGCCAUCUUACAUGUUUCACUUCCUUUGGCACAGUUUCUAUGGCCUCAUCUGAACUGUAGGGAUAGCUGUUGAACUCCUUUCAGACAUUGGGAGGGACCAAAUAAGUUCACCUCCUUGAGACAUCACAAAGCAUUUGAACUGCCCAUUUAAAUCCUGCAAAGAUACUCAAUUUCUGGCUUUAAAACAGACAAUGUUUUAAUCACAGGUAUUUACAUUGUCAGGAACUCGCCUUUUUAAUGUAAUGAUGUGGAGGUGCCAGUGUUGGACUGGGGUGGACGAAGUUAAAAAUCACACAACAUCAGGUUAUAGUCCAACAGGUUUACUUGGAAGUACAAACUUUUGGAGCAAGGCCAUAAGUUCCGUCUCCUACUAUCCAAUUCCAGAAGCUAAUUGACGAAGAAGCAGAAAGCUUGUACUUCCAAAUAAACCUGUUGGACUAUAACCUGGUGUCGCGUGAUUUUUAACUUUUUAAUGUAAGUGAGUCUGCUUAGAGAAUUACAAAAGUGGGUUCUGUGCACUGUAGGCUGGGCAGAGAUGUUGCCUGCAAUUUCUGAUUCUAGUCGAGCUUAAUCUUAUUGGAAAUUUAUGACAACUGUGCUGCUACUGUAACAAAAUAAACAUGCAAUAUUUGCAUGAGGGAACUAAACAGCCUGUAAUGUUUCAUAAAUGCUGUAUUAUUCCAUCCUUUUGGGUUUUGGGUUUGUCUCUAUUCAAUACUAUCAAAUUGUCACACUACUGUUUUCUUUUAAUGCAACAGAACUAUAAUGAAUUAGCAUUAUGCAUAAGUCCAUAAAACCUUGCUGUUAUCAUUGCUCACUGUUUAUUCUACUUGUAUUUAUGUAAUACCUUUAACAUAAUGAAACAUCUAAAGAUGCUGUUCAAGAUUAUUAUAAGACAAAAUUUGACGUGGCACAUAAAGAUUCGGGAGGCAGAUGACCAAAAGAUUGGUUGUGAAGGUAGGUUCAUGGAGUGUUUUAAACAAGGUGAGUGUAGUAGAGGGAUAAAGAAUAAUGGGGAAGGAUUCCAGAGCCAAGGGACCUCACAAAUGUAGGCACAAUUGUCAGUGAUGUAAUGAUUAAAGUCUGAAUAUCUACGAGGCCAGAAUUUGAAGAGUGUAGAAAUGUCAGAGAAUAGUAUGGUGGGAGAGGUUACAGAAACUAAGAAGGGGCAAGGCUAUGGAGGGAUCUGGAAAUGAGGGGGAGAAUUUUAAAAUUGAGCUAUUGGCAUCUGGUUUAGGAAUGUAGAUCUGCGAGUGCAGGAGUGAUGGAUGACCAGGACUUGAUGCAAGUAAGGACACAGGCAGCGGUGCUUCAGAUAAUAUCAGGCUUAUGGAUAAUAGAAAAUGACAGACCAACUACAAGUAGGAAUCAUCAAGUUGCAUUCCCUUGCUCUAUUUUUGAGUUAUCUUACGUUCUGAAGACCUAAUUUCUGUGAUUAUUUAUGAUUACUGGAGUAUUAAAACUACAUUCCUACUUGUAGUUUGUCUAAAAUGAUCCAUUUAGAAUGCAGAACUGGGAGAAUGAGUUUUGUGUAGGGCAAUAAUUGCACAUAUGGAAACAAAAUAUGUGGUAUUCUGAAAAUGUGAAAUAAAAGCAAAAAAUUCUGGAAGUACCCGUGUUUAACAAACGUAGAUAGUUACAGGGAUGUUAGGAACAGGCCUUUAUUGUGGAUCUAAAAGCAUUUGGCAUUCAUUCCUUAUUGAAUAUUCUUGUUAGUGUACGAUGUUGUACUUGCUGCUGUAAAGGACAUGGCUGAACUUGCAGGAUCAGCUGACACCCCCUUCCAUACAUAGUAAAGGAAAUUGUCUGAGAUCACUCUUCUCAGACGUAAUUGAAAUGUUAUAUGUGAACUCAAAAGCUGCACGAAGACGUGCCUGGCAACACUCUGAGGCAGUUACAUAUCUGGAUAGCAGUGAAACAAAACCUUAGGUUCCUUAUUUUCUUACCUUGACUGAUUGCCCCAGCUUCCCCUUAUCACCUAUGGGAUGUCAGGCACUUCCCACUAAACAUUGAAGGCCCUGACCACAUGCUCUGUCAUCCCUUGGAUCCCUCUUCUAUUCGUUCAUGCACCAUUCCAAAGCCAGCCUGCCCCCAACCCUUCACCAUUGGCUCAGCCUUGUCAAUUCCAGUCCUCUGUCAUUUUUGUGCUGUAGAAUUCAACAUGCAGAACUGCAAUCUCAGCCACAAAUGCACAAAGCUGACUGAUGUAUGAUACCUUGAAAUAAAUAUAAAUUGGAUGCAAUGAUAUUCUACGCACUGCUGAUUUGAUCUAAAAGACAGUGCUUUAUUAAAACAAAACAUUUUUAUUCACUUGUGGGACACGAGACAUGGGCAUCACUGACAGGGCCAGCAUUUAUUUCAUGUCCAAGUUGCCCUUGAGAAGGUGAUAGUGAGCUGCCUUCUUGAACUGCUACAGUCCACCUGCUGUUUAAUUCUGUCUUAUGAGUUGCACAGGGUCUGCAAUCUCAUAAAGGAAGAUGUGAUAUUUAAACAGUAAUAUCCUGCAAUGCAACAUGGAAUUUCGAGUGCUGUUUAUACUGGUAAGUAUUCAUGUUGUGCAAAUACAAACCCAUCACAGGCUGAUGUGAGGCAUGACGUGUAGUGAACACACUGUUAAUUUUACUCUGGCUCUGAACACACUACCAAGAAAUGAAAAUUUUACAUCCUAUCUCAUUAAGUCACCACACACGUUUGCUGUUCUGUGGACUCCAUUAAAACCCACCUAUUUCUUUAUCUCUGCAUGAUGCUGUCUGACCUGCUGAGAAAUUGCAGCAUUUUAUGUUCCUUUACAUUAAAAUGUAAGCAUUUGUUCCUAUGAAUUGCAAAUCUGGAUGAUCAGUUUUGGAUUAUUGCCUAUUUAUCUGCACCAAAUCUAUUCCUAAAGCAAUGAGAAAGGUUUCCUUUCCUAUUAGCAAUCAAAAGCUACAACUGAAUUCAUUUCCAUUUCCAAUAGGCUUGAGUUUUUACCAGAAUAUGCCCUGAAGUCAUGAUCCUUCUUAAAAGUCUUUGUGAAAGGUACAGAAAUCAAGUUGUGCCACACGUGUUGACAUUUAAUGUACUUUGUCAAAUUCGGUGCUGCUUGGAGUUUCCAUUGAGGUUCUACAUUAGAGGUUAUAACCGAGCCAACAGCUUCAUUAAAGAGGGGUUUAGACUGUUCUUUUAUGUUUUCAAUGACUAGAAGCUAUUUUUUGACAAUAUAUUGUAGCACAAGUCUCCAGAGCUAGUUAUGGUUUGUGAUGAUUAUAGCAUGCACUUGGCUUCUGAAAUGUGGCAUUGGUUAUGAUUUUGCAGGAUCAAUAUCAACCUUGUCACUUUAAUGCCUUGUGAGUUGUAUGGGGUCUAUAAACUCAUAAAGGGAAAUAUGAUAUUUAAAGUGUAACAUUCUGCAAUGCAGCAUGGAUUUUUGAAUGAGUGCUAGAAUCACAGUUGACCAGCUUGUUGGUUGUACAAGGUCAGAAUGUUAUUAAUGCAUGCAAGCAAUUUGCUUCAUUUGUGCACUGAGGUACACAGUAAUAAGGUUCUUCAUUUUUAUAACCAUUCAGUUUAUUGAAAUAUUUUGUAAAAGCUGAUAAAAUAAUUUGGAACAUUUUGUAUGAUGUUAGCAUAUACUUUCUAGUCUAUGUUUAAUAUUUGUAUUUUUGCAUGUAGGUUUGAAAUGGAAAUAAAUUUA